Syngnathoides biaculeatus (alligator pipefish) is the source of this 9026-nucleotide messenger RNA. RefSeq names its product capicua transcriptional repressor b (gene cicb). NCBI's taxonomy places the organism in Eukaryota, Metazoa, Chordata, Actinopteri, Syngnathiformes, Syngnathidae. Gene Ontology annotation, molecular function: RNA polymerase II transcription regulatory region sequence-specific DNA binding; DNA-binding transcription factor activity, RNA polymerase II-specific. Gene Ontology annotation, cellular component: nucleus. Gene Ontology annotation, biological process: regulation of transcription by RNA polymerase II. The record is from RefSeq and is a predicted model, not a curated record.
CGAUACUUUGGCGUAUCCUCCUCGGAGUUUCAGUGCGGGGGAGCUCGGCGAUGUUGGACGGUUGGGAAAAGUAACUCGCCCCAAGGGACUCCAGAGUCCUCCAAGACGACAAGCGAGGAGAUGAUCGCGGGAGCCGCACGGGCUGUCUCAGCCGCAAAAUAAGACCAUAAAUCUUUUCUUCUUUCCCCGCUGAAGAGGAAAAAGCUCUGCUCGGCUCUAGAAUACAGAGAAGCAAAGACAGAAGUGCCUUAAAGGAGAGAGUGAAAGAGAAGAGUAACGUUGCGCAAAUUUGCAUCGAAGUAGAAAUGAGUCCAUUAAAGAAACAACGGGGGCGAUCUCCUUUGUCGUCCCGAGGCCGAGGGGGGCGAAGGCGAGCGGGCGCUAAGCCUCCUAUUGAGAAGGACCCAAAACGAAUAAAGCGGGAGUCACCCGGCAAAACAACACAGAGCACACCCAGCACUUUCUCCAAGCAGAGCCCACAUGCAGCAACCGACCUUCACAAGGAACUGACAACAGACAACAAUGCCUCCAGGAGGGGAGAGUGGACCGAGCCAAGGAAAGCGGUCGAGUCCGCCGAUAAAGAUGCGGUAACAGAUGUGACGGCGUGCCGAAGCACGUCCAUAGACUCUGUAGCAUCCCCUACCUCCCCUGCCACGCCGCAAAGCACGGCCACACCGCCCCUGGCUUUCAACCACAAUCCCAGCCCGGCCUCGGUGUCUAGCAGAAAAACAGCCACAUUUAAGGCUCGCGUUCCCAAAAAGAAAUACACGUAUGAGCACUUUGCCAACAACGCCACUCCUCCCACCAUCCUUCCUACCUCCAGCCCUGCACCCACAGGCCACACUUUCUGUAACAGCAACAGCAAAAUCGGUGACAGUGUAAAUCUGACUCUGAAUAAUCUGCGGAACUGCAACAAUGUUACUCAUACAAUUAACAAAAAAACAGAUGCUACUAUAAACACUAUAAAAAAUAACACUAGCAUGGCCAAUAUCAGUGUAAAUAGCAAAACUAAUGCAUACUCAGGUAAUCAGUCAUCAGUACAAUAUGUGACCAGUAAAGCCACAGAACAUAAUGGGGCUCUCAGGACUGUAGCCACCAUAGAAAAAGAGUCCCAGGUGGGGGAGAAUGAACCACAGGGGACCCCCAACUCAGUGCACUCUUCCUCCACUGACACAGCCAGUGAGCACUCAGCUGAUCUGGAUGUGAUAGAUGCAAACGGACCAAGCAAUCGAAAGACCCCCGCCCCUUCGCCGAACUUGCUGCCCAAGGGAGUUAGUGACACAGGCGGGCUUGCUGAAGCACUUGCUAAGGGUUUGAAAAACCAGAGAGUGUUGGCUCGCCAGAUAAGGAGCUCCAUGGAGAGCAGUGUCAGCACUACAGUGCAAGGCGGGUUCAGGACAAGCAAGUCUUAUCCCCUGUCGCCGGUGUUCAGACCUGGUGUGGUGAGGGGGGUCAGUGGGGGUACUGUUGAAGUUCAACUCCAAGGAAAGGACACAAUCGUUAAAUAUCCUUUUAAUGGUGGAGCAAUGAUGACACCGUCAGGAUCUGGGGUCAUUGUAGAGUUAGUUUUAGAUGCUCCCCCACCCGGCAUGUCCCCUGUAGCGGUUAGUACCAAAGUAUGUGUACCCUUUGGUGGAGAGGAGGGGGGGCCUUUGCUGUACAGAGAGGGAGUUGUCUCUCAGGUGGACCCCCACCCCGGCGUUUCGUUCCCCUACCAGGUGGUCCUGAUUGAAGAUGGAGCGACCGUGGGCAUUGACACUGGCCUUCAGGAGGGAGGAAAAAGUAAACCUCAAACCGUAUGGGUUUCCCGACAGAGUCUGAGACUGCUCACCCCUCCUUGGGAUGUCCCGCAAUUUGAGGGUGAGGGCACGCGGGAGAGACAGCGGGACAGGGAAAGAGAAGAAAGAGAAUGGAGGGAGGAGAUGGAGGUGGAGAGAGAGGUUUGCCAGUUGAGUAGUGGAAUGGGUGUACUGGGAGGGGGAGCAAGGCUGAGCCAUGGCUUAUCUCAUCAAGGGGUUGCCACGGGGCAUCCCUAUGGAAACGUACAUCCGCCUCCUCAUACCUCCACUGUUACAUCUAGUGGAGGGGCCACCACGGUCUACUCAGACAGAGAGAAACAGAAACAAGUCAACAUCCCAGAAGAAGAUGUUGAGGUAUCUCGUUUGAACAUGUCAGGACCACCCAAAAAGAACUCGACUAUGUCACAGCACAGAAAUAUAAUUUCCAAGUCCAGUAACUACCACCCAUCCUCACCUCACCUCUCUGUGGUGAGAGGUCUGGGCUCCCCCCAUUUCUCCACACUAGCAAGCCCCCAACCUCCUCCUUCACCUGCCUUACUCAGUUCCGAAAUGAACAGCACUCCACCAAAUCUACCUCCAACAAAGAUCACUCCCGCUCAGACCCAGACACAGUUUUCCAUGGGGGGGACUUCGUCUACCUCUUCUCGCUCCAGAACGCCCCUCUCGUUAGCUCAGCAAAAAUACAAGAAGGGUGACGUUGUGUGCACCCAGAACGGUAUCCGUAAAAAGUUCAACGGCAAGCAGUGGAGGAGGCUGUGCUCUAAGGAAGGCUGCAUGAAGGAGUCUCAGCGACGUGGCUAUUGCUCCAGACACCUUUCCAUGAGGACCAAGGAGCUGGAGGUUGCUGGAGGAGGGGAGAGGACUGGAGGGGGGAGCAGCUCAGGGACAGUGACACCAUCUGACCUGCGGGGCAGAACAAGCAGUGAGUUUGAAUGGGAUGAUACGUCGAGGGAGAGUAGUGAAACAAGUAGCAGGGGAGACUCCAGACCACGCUUGCUCCUCCCCUCCAUCCUCCCCCAUGACCUGUCGGCGCGCUUCGACUUCGACGAGUGUGAGGCGGCUACUAUGCUGGUGUCGCUAGGCAGCUCCCGGUCUGGUACGCCGUCCUUUUCUCCCAUCUCCAAUCAGUCCCCCUUCUCCCCUGCCCCCUCUCCAUCACCUUCCCCACAGUUUGGCUUCAGGCCAGCAAACUUCUCCCCAAUUACCGCCUCCCCGGUUCUUCAACACCGGCGGCACAGGCAGCCAAGCGGCACAGGGGUAGGAGGGGGAGGGGGCAGCAAGUCAACGACCCCAGCCGGGGGAGGAGAGCGGGAGAGACACACUUCAGGCAUUCAGCCGUCAUUCCACAGCAACCUGACGUUUACGGUCCCGAUGAGCCCCAGUAAAAGAAAACCAGACGCACCCCCUCCACCGCACCUCCCUCUGCCCCUGCACCACCACAAUUACACACCUAAGACAGAGCUGCAGCAGAGCGAUCUCAACAACUCUUUCAGGGUACUGUCCCCGCAGACACCAGCGGCGCAUUCCCACACACCCACCAUCUCGCGGCUGAGGGUAGCCACCACCCCCUCCUUGAGCAGGUCCCCGUCCUCCACAGCAGCCUCCCCUCCUCCUCUGUUAGUUUCCCCGACACCGCCGUCCCCUCUGACCCCCGAUGGAGGACCUCAUCGCGUGGUCCCUGUGUCCCAACAAAGCUUGCGUGACUCUCCCGUCAUUGUGAGGAAUCCUGACGUUCCGCUGACAAAAUUCAUUGAGUGUCCCUUAGGAAAAGCAAGUGAAAAAGAAGGAGUGGUUGAACCUCCUCUAACUAAAGAUAACGGCAUAACCACCUUCACACCCCAACCAAUUUCUGGCCUCCAGGUUCCCGUACCCAUCAACGCUGCAGCAGCCACAAUCCCCAAUGGGACCGUCCUUUUGCGUAGUCCAGCACCAACUUUGCUAUUCGUGUCCCCGUCGCCGUCCUCUCUACCCACCGCCGACACCCCCACCAUUGCCCCCCUGCAGGCCAUCUCGGUCAGCGACAGCACAACCGCCACAACCCCCAUUCCAUGCAGCCUGGACAGUUCCGGGGGAAGAGUGGAGAACCGGGGCUUUGAGGGCGGGGUGCAGCAGCCGGUGCCCUGCCACCCCUCCCCAACGGCGCUCCUGCCCCUCAUCCUACCUGUGGAGAGCCUUCAUCCCGCACCGCGAAAGGACAUCAUCAUGGGACGGCCUGGCACAGUUUGGACCAACGUGGAGCCUCGGUCCGUUCCAGUUUUCCCCUGGCAUUCUUUAGUACCCUUCCUGGCACCCACCCAAUCAGACCCCACCUCGCAACCAGGGGAGGGCCAGCACCCUGUCAAUCAUCCCCAUUCAGCUCCUUCAAAGACAGACUGUCAGACGGGUGUGGGGCCACCUCCUGAGCCUGCUCAGCCCCCUCAGACUUUGGAGAGGGGUCCCCUGACUCGGCACGCAACUGCACCUGAGGAGCCAGAGAAGGAGAAAGUGGAGGCGGAGAGGGAGAGGCCUGACAGUGAGACGGAGAGUGAUGUGGACGACCCUUUCCUCCCUGGGGUUGUGCCAGAGCAGCCCCUCUCUUCGUCACCUGUUAAGCGACGCACCCAGUCCCUCAGUGCACUGCCUAAAGAUGGGGACAAAAGCAGCCCUGGAAAGCGGGAAAAGGACCACAUCCGGCGACCAAUGAACGCCUUCAUGAUUUUCAGCAAGCGCCAUCGAGCGUUGGUGCACCAGCGCCACCCCAACCAGGACAACAGGACUGUCAGCAAGAUCCUGGGCGAAUGGUGGUAUGCCCUCGGACCUAAAGAGAAACAGAAGUACCAUGACUUGGCCUUCCAGGUAAAAGAGGCCCACUUUAAGGCCCACCCUGACUGGAAGUGGUGCAACAAAGACAGGAAGAAGUCGAGCUCUGAAGGACGCGGCGUCCCUGGGGGCAAAGAUAUCCGUGAGAGGAGCAUGUCUGAGUCCACAGAGCCACAUUCUGUGGAAAUGAAGGGAGUGGUGGGUCCGUGUCUGGCGGGCAUGGCCGAGAGAAGUCAGACAGCGGAGGGACAUAUGAGCCAGCUUACACGUCCCAGAGCCUUCUCGCAAAGUGCCGUGCACAGCAUUGAGAGAGGCGACAGGGGCAAUACACAAGCCCUGGUGGAACUGGCACAGAUGUGUGGAGAUGGAGGCAACCAGUUUUCCAACCAUGCUCCAUCCCUGUCACAGUCCCAACGGGGGGUCAGCGAGGACAUGACCAGUGACGAGGAGCGCAUGGUCAUUUGUGAGGAGGAGGGUGACGAUGAUGUCAUUGAGGACCCUUAUCCGACCAGCUCUAUUGACCUCAAGUGCAAGGAACGAGUGACCGACAGUGACAGCGAGAGAGGUUCUGGCGACGAGAGCGCUCAAAAGCGAGUCUUCGCUCCUGUCAUCUGCUCUACGGCAUCCUCAUCAUCCUUGCAUCACGGGAGGAGCGUGUCCCUGUCCUCUUAUCCGGCCGGCAAGCGCUUCGACGAAGGGCGAUCAGGGGUUUUUUCUGACCCCAGGAAGAGGGGAGAGGCCGAUAUCAAGGACACUUUUGGGGGUGAGGUGGAAGUGGUGCACGCCUCCCCUCUCUCCCUCUCCUCUGGCCAGUCAGUUAUUUCGUCAUCACCUUCGCACCUCGGCAUCGGCACCGUGCGAGUGGCGUCCACUGUUUUGACCAACGUGAUGCGCCCCGUCAUCAGCACGCCGCUCCCCAUCGUCAGCAAACCCAGAGAUGGCGGCGCCUCGUCCAGUCCUCACCCGCCCGAGAGGAAGCCCGUGACCCUUCAGCAGCCGCAACUUUUGAUUGGCCCAGGACCAGUAUGCAGUGCUUCGGCCACCCCCAGUGGCUACUCCUCCUCGUCAUCGCCCAGCCCCGUAGGUGCCGGGGUGGUAACUAAUUUAGUGCUAGGGGGCGCUCUCUCUGGGCAGCCUGCCGUACAGCUCAUUACCCCGUCCCCGCAAUCUCAGCCCCCCUCUUCCAAUAGCCACUCCAAUGGACCUCUGCCCCUGCUCCAACCCCAAUUCCUUCCCACUUCGACCCUAGCGCCCCCAGGGGGUAAGGCCAUUACACAGGUCCAAUACAUACUCCCCACCCUCCCGGCCAACCCCAAGAGCCCGCCUCAGCACCUUUGCCAGCCAACCAGUAUCUUCAACCUGCCUGCAGCUCCACCCACACACACGCCCUUGGCCAAUGGGAAGCAGCAGGGUCAUAGUUCACUCGUGUGUUAUUCGUCCAGCCCAGGAACAAGAGUGCAAACACAGUCUCCGGUGCUCCAGGGUAAAAUGGUGCUCCCCAUGGCAAUGGUACGCACUGCGCCAGCUCCCACCCAGCAGUUUCCCAUCGUGGCCCCGCCUCUUCCUGUCCAGAAUGGCACUCAGGCAGCAAGCAAGAUCAUCCAGAUUGCACCCAUGCCUGUGGUCCAGUCGCAGCUGCCUCAAGGAGGGGCGGUCAAUCCCACUAGCCCCUUUCCCGUGACAAUGGCCACCGCUGCCGUUGUGGCUCCAGGAUCCACGGGUCCCUCACAGGCUGUUCUGCUGCCGCCUCCGACCACUAGGAUCACCUACAUGCAGUCCACUUCCGGGGUGCCAUCCUCUGUGCCAAUGGUGUCGACUCCAGCGGGGUCCUCGUCCUCCUGCCCCUCUCAGCAAGCACUACCUCUGCCCGGCUCCGCAUACGUGCCACCUUCCCUUGCCACCCUCGGCUUCACAACCAUCCCGCCGCCUAGCCAGACGCUGGUUCAGCCACUGAUCGCCGGUCAACCGCCUAUCCUGGCCACAGCUCCAUCUCCACAGCCCCCCAGCUCCAUCCCCGUCUGCGGUUCCGGCGGCCAGGUCGUCACCGCCAUCUACCCCGCUUCACAGAGCAUCACCAUGGCAACUGGGGUGGUCUCCAUGGCGCCCGUCUCCUGCCCCUCCAGUGCUUCCGGCCACAUCGUGGCCAAACACGCGGCGCCCCCCGCCGUCGCGGUCGCGCAGCCACAUCCAGAGCGCCACCUGCCUGGAGACAGAGCUGCUGACAGGCAGGCAGAGAGGCAGACGGAGGUGUUGAUGCAGUCCGAGCGCCAGGCACAGAGCUCCAUAAGUGGCAGUACAGCUGCUCGUCCCAGUGGGCCCGCUGUGACUGCAAGGCCCUGCAGUCCUGCGCUUCAAAUCCAAACACCCGUCAGCACACCCGGCACACUCAAGCUCAGCCAGAUCCCAAGCAGGCCGCCCCAAAAGGUGAAAGCUACGCUGGCCAGCAUCCCGGUCGGCAGCUACGAGGGGGGAGGUCGCGGACCCACAACGGCAUCUCCCGUUUCGCAUUCGGCAGAGGACCCUGCGUCGUGUGACGGCACUGCAGAAACGACCAGAGAGGCUGGAUGGAAGGAAUCCCUCCCUUCCUCUCCUCUGCCGCCCCCAUUAGCCACAGAGCCCACCCUGCCGCCCCCCCACACCGACAAAGAUGAGCCGGCGCCAAAGAAGAUCAAAGUCCGCCCGCCGCUGAAGAAGACGUUUGACUCUGUGGAUAAGGUCCUGUCGGAGGUCUACUUUGAGGAACGCUUCGCCGAACUGCCCGAGUUUCGGCCCGAGGAGGUGCUGCCGUCGCCCACGCUGCAGAGCCUCGCCACGUCGCCCCGCGCAAUUCUGGGCAGCUAUCGACGCAAGAGGAAGAAUUCCACAGACUUGGACUCGGCCACUGACGAUCAAGUCUCUCCAAAGAGGAAGAGUCGUCGGCGCUCCAGCUGCAGUUCUGAGCCCAACACCCCCAAAAGUGCCGCCAAGUGCGAGGGGGACAUAUUCACCUUCGACCGACCAGGCACGGAUGGCGAGGACAUCCUGGCCGAGCUGGAAUUCGACAAAGUGCCGUACUCGUCCCUGCGUCGGACGCUGGACCAGAGGCGAGCGCUGGUGAUGCAGCUGUUCCAGGAGCAGCAGGGCUUCUUUCCAUCAGCGCAAGCCACAGCAGCCUUCCAGACCCGGUACUCGGACAUAUUCCCCACCAAGGUGUGUCUGCAGCUCAAGAUCAGGGAGGUCCGGCAGAAAAUCAUGCAGACGGCCACCCCGGCCGACGCCGCCUCUCUCCCCGUCCCCGCCGACUCGUUGCCCGGACCGUCCGGCGCCCAGUCGGCGGACGGGCCCGGAAAAGAGGACGAGGACACUGAACCCGGGACCGAGGAGGAUCCCGGUGAGUCGCAGGACUCUUCCAGAUGAGAACUUUUUGCCACAAUGUGGACUUGUAUUUCCAUCUCUCUGAGAUGUCCAUUUAGAACAAGAGAACCCCAAAAAAAAAAAAAAAAAAGACAAAAUAAAGUUGGAGAAUUCUUGACACCUGCGUAAAGGUUACAGAACGUCACAUUCUCCGGAACUCUCGCACGGAUGUUGGGAAAGACCAAAUGUGUUCAUCGGCUUUAAAAAGACAACAACUUUUCUUCAUUUUGUUUUGAAUAAUGUCAAAGAGGCAAAUCCAUCAGAAUUUUUUUUUUCCCUGGAUGUGGAAUCACAAUUAGCUGACAUUCUGGGGGGCUGGGACCCUCAAAGACCCCAAUCCAACAGACCCCAGUGGUCUUUUGUUUUUUUUCUUGCCAUUUCGUGACCGACAGAACACUUCAGGACCGUUCUUAAAAAAAAAAAAAAAAAAAGACUGGAGGAUUGAAAGUGAGUGAACUUCUGGCUGUGCCAUCAUUCUCGCUCGUCCCCGCAUCGAAGUUAGAAGGAAGCAAACAUUCCCGUGCCUCGAAUUGGUUUACGCAUGAAGGAAGGAAGGAAGGUCGGUCGAUGGCGGCCAUUUUACUCUAUUACUUUUCUUUUUGCCAACGGUUUACUUUUAUGGACUUUAAGGAUUUUAAAUUUCAGUAUUGUGACUUUUUAUUAAACCUCACUGCUCUUCCUUUGGAGGCAUGUACUGUUCCUUUUCUCUGUGCUAUGUAUUCCUUUUUUUUUUUUUUUUUUUAACAUUUCUAGACCCGCCUCAACACUCGCUCUCCUUCUAUCCCUUCCUUUUUCUGCCUUUUCUCACUUUAUGCCUCUCCUCUCACCAUCAAAAACUGUUGGGACAGAAUAAUUGAGCUUUGUGCAAAAAAUUGUCAGUUAAAUACAGUAAGCGUCUACAGAACAAAAAAACAAUUACAGUAUAUGGCUUGUUUUUGUGUUCAUGUUUGGCUGUUCCAGUAUCCAAGAGACAAAUUUCUAUGAAUAAUUUAAGUUUGUAUCUGUAAAGAAUUUGUAUCAGUAUGCCAAUAAAGU